AUGAGUGAUCAAAUAUCCUCGUGGAAUGUCGUCCACAAGUUCGAAAAGCGCGGCCUUCUCAUCGCCAUUAACUGCGUGGCUGCCCUGUCAAUCCUUUUCUUUGGAUAUGACCAGGGUAUGAUGUCUGGAGUGAACAACUCCAAGGACUAUAUCGAUCUCAUGGGGUUUGGCUAUACGGAGAUGAAGGAUGGCCACCCUUCCCCCGUGGUGACCAACAGUCUGCUCCAAGGCGGCAUCGUCAGUGUCUAUUAUUUAGGUACGCUCUUCGGUGCGCUGGUUGGCGGUUGGACUGGAGACAAGGUUGGUAGAAUCAAGACGAUUGCCUUCGGCUCAGUCUGGGCCAUGUUUGGGGCCGCUCUACAGUGCUCAGCCCAGAACCACGACUGGAUGAUCUGCGCGCGAUUUAUAAACGGAAUUGGAACCGGAAUACUCAACGCGAUUGUUCCCGUAUGGGCGACCGAGACUGCAGAACACACGAGUCGUGGCCAGUUCAUUGCAAUCGAGUUCACACUGAACAUCUUCGGUGUCGUGCUCGCAUAUUGGCUUGAAUUCGGCCUGUCUUUCAUCGAUAACGGCGCAUCGCCCUUCCGCUGGCGCUUCCCGAUCGCGUUCCAAAUCAUCUUCUUGCUCGUUCUAUUCGCCGCCGUUUGGUUCUUCCCGGAAUCCCCACGUUGGUUGGUGAAGGUUGGUCGGGAGCAGGAGGCUCGGUAUAUUCUGGGUAGGCUGCGUGGCAGCAGCGGUGAAGAUGCCAUCCGGGCCGAGGCCGAGUUCCAGGAUAUUCUCAGCGUCGCGGAGGCAGAGAGGUCCAUGGGCCACAGCACGUCUUACCUGGCUAUGCUUUUCGGAUACAAGACCGGGAAGUUGCAUCUUGGCCGCCGGGUUCAACUUGUGGUAUGGCUACAGAUCAUGCAGGAGUGGGUUGGUAUUGCCGGUGUUGACUGUUUAUGCCCCGACUAUUUUCAGCAUUGCAGGAUUCGAUUCCAUGAAGAGUCAAUGGAUCAGCGGUUUAAACAACGUCUUUUACAUGAACAGUUUGCUACUAUGAUCUGUGUCUUUACUCUCGACCGAAUCGGCCGUCGGUGGACUUUGUACUGGGGAGCUGCAGCCCAAGGAAUCGCCAUGUUCCUUGCUGGGGGUUUCUCACGUGUUUCGAUCGACGCACGAGAUGCGGGCAACAUGGCGCGAGCUGAAUCAUUCGGUGCUGCUGCAGCGUCCAUGGUUUUUGUAUUCACCGCGGUCUUCGGAGCCACCUGGCUCACAGUGCCUUGGAUCUAUCCUGCGGAGAUUUAUCCAUUAGCCGUCCGUGCAAAGGGUAAUGCCUGGGGUGUUGUCGGCUGGAGUAUUGGAAACGGAUGGUUGACCCUCCUCUGCCCUGUGAUGUUUGAAGCCAUCGGGGAGAAGACCCUCUACGUAUUCGCUGCCAGCAACGUGAUCGCGAUUCCAAUGGUCUGGGCAUUAUACCCAGAGAGUAACCAGCGGACGCUAGAGGAUAUGGACCUGCUAUUCGCUGCUGAUACGCCUUGGGUGUGGGAUGCAGAGAAGACAUUUGCCCGCCUCAAGGCUGAGAACCCCGGGUUUAUUGAGACCGCCGCGCGGAAGAAUAGCGUGCUGGAUGAGGAGGCUGCCAAGUCGGUGACUCUGGCGCAUCGUGAAACUGUCGCUUGACAAGUUAAGAUGAGAUACCUUGUGAUAGAGCAGGUGUAAUUCAAGAUAGCACCUCAAGAGAAAUUAU
Molecule: messenger RNA, 1732 nt
Organism: Aspergillus nidulans FGSC A4
Lineage: Eukaryota; Fungi; Ascomycota; Eurotiomycetes; Eurotiales; Aspergillaceae
Product: putative MFS monosaccharide transporter
Exons: 6
Coding region: 1-1665 (554 amino acids)
Biological process (GO): transmembrane transport; proton transmembrane transport; carbohydrate transmembrane transport
Cellular component (GO): membrane
Molecular function (GO): transmembrane transporter activity
Source: RefSeq, a predicted model, not a curated record